Messenger RNA from Pan troglodytes (chimpanzee), 2471 nucleotides. RefSeq names its product zinc finger protein 628-like. The coding region runs from base 1 to 861 and encodes 286 amino acids. NCBI's taxonomy places the organism in Eukaryota, Metazoa, Chordata, Mammalia, Primates, Hominidae. The transcript is spliced from 5 exons. Gene Ontology annotation, molecular function: RNA polymerase II cis-regulatory region sequence-specific DNA binding; DNA-binding transcription factor activity, RNA polymerase II-specific. The record is from RefSeq and is a predicted model, not a curated record. Gene Ontology annotation, biological process: regulation of transcription by RNA polymerase II.
AUGGGAAGUCAUCAUACAGACCUUAGAAUCCACAAAAGAAUUCACACUGGUGAGAAACCCUAUCAAUGUGAAGACUGUGGGACAACCUUUAGUCGUCUUACAGACCUUAGAGUACAUCAGAGAAUUCAUACUGGUGAGAAACCCUAUGAAUGUGAAGAAUGUGGGAAGGCCUUCAGUCGUGCCACAAACCUUGCUCAACAUGGAAGAGUUCAUACCGGGUUGGCCGCUCUGCGCAUGCGCACUCCUAGCCCAGGCUGCAACUCCCAGAAGCCUCCGGGACUCGGCGGUGGGCGUGGCGGGCGGUCGCCGUGGUCACCACCGCUUUUCUCAGAGGUUUUAACGCCCCUAGACUUCAUUUCCCGACAGGGACUGCGGGUCUGGAUAUUCCGUCGUGGACUACGUUUCCCACUGACGACGGAGAAAACUUGGACCUUUGGCUCCGCGCUGCGAGUGACCUGCAGUCACCUGAGCAAGAAGGCGGCGUGGGUCGCUGCGGGAGCCCCUACAGCCCCAGCCCGCAGCCCACGUGGCACCCUACAUGGCUGUGAGAGUGGGGCUGCUGGAGGCGUUCAGAGCGCGGAGGCCCCGGGCGCGGGCCGGGCUCUCUCCCGCCUCCUCAGGCCCGGGGGUGCUGGAGCUGCCGAGGUGGGGGAUCAUCUUUGGGAGACAGUGUCUUUGCUCAAUUCAAAAGCCACAGAAGAAGUUCUGGACGAUGUGGGCCUUCAAUCUUGUAAGAUGGGAAUAGAAAGAAGAGGAUCUACUCAGACCAGGACCCUGCUGCCCAAUCUCAGCUCUGGCUUUCUGGAUCUGUGCUUCUCUGGUAGAGGAACCCUGAGGACUGAUCUACUCUUGCAGUUCUAAAACCAUGGCCCAUGACGUGACUUUUCUAAGCCAGAUGUAAUUACAUCAUUGGAGCAAGGAAAAGAGCCCUGGAUGAUUGUAAGGGAAGAAAAAGGAAGAUGGUGUACAGGUAAAAAUAAGUCUGACUGUGGGAAGCCAUCUGUGUAAAUAACAACCUGUGUGGUCAGGGAAGAGACAUACACUUGGGAUGUUAGUUGGAAAUCUCCAUUCACAGCAGAGAAAAGGCGUGUGAUUUAUAAGGAAGAUAAAUACUCUGCAUAAGCUACCCAGUGAGCUUCACCUUCACCUUAGUUAACCACUCACUUUUUUUUUUUUUUAAUUAUCCUUUAAGUUCUAGGGUACAUGUGCACAACGUGUAGGUUUGUUACAUAUGUAUACAUGUGCCAUGUUGGUGUGCCGCACCUGUUAACUUGUCAUUUACAUUAGACAUAUCUCCUAAUGCUACCCCUACCCCUACCCCCACUCCAUGACAGGCCCUGGUGUGUGAUGUUCCCCACUCUGUGUCCAAGUGUUCUCAUUGUUCAGUUCCCACCUGUGAGUGAGAACAUGCAGUGUUUGGUUUUCUGUCGUUGCAAUAGUUUGCUCAGAAUGAUGGUUUCUAGCUUCAUCCAUGUCCCUACAAAGGACAUGAAGUCAUCCUUUUUUAUGACUGCAUAGUAUUCCAUGGUAUAUAUGUGCCACAUUUUCUUAAUCCAGUCUAUCAUUGUUGGACAUUUGGGUUGGUUCCAAGUCCUUGCUAUUGUGAAUAGUGCCGCAGUAAACAUAUGUGGGCAUGUGUCUUUAUAGCAGCAUGAUUUAUAAUCCUUUGGGUAUAUGCCCAGUAAUGGGAUGGCUGGGUGAAAUGGUAUUUCUUGUUCUAGAUCCUUGAGGAAUUGCCACAGUCUUCCACAAUGGUUGAACUAGUUUACAGUCCCACCAACAGUGUAAAAGCAUUCCUAUUUUUCCACAUCCUCUCCAGGACCUGUUGUUUCCUGACUUUUUAAUGAUCACCAUUCUAACUGGUGUGAGAUAGUAUCUCUUUGUUAACCACUCACUUUUUAUUCUUCUCAUAUUUCCUCCCAAUUUCAGUGAUGGGAAUGAUCCCUCCUGGUGGAUCAUUUUACCUGUAUUUUGGACCCUACUGAUUUCCAGAUCUUCUUGUUCACUUGUAUUUAUAUAUGUGGCUCCAUUGCCUUAAAAUAUACUCAUUCCUGUAUCCAGCAAAUAAAAUGGAAGUUAAUAGUAUACUAGAUAAGAUAUAAAAUAAACAUGUAAACAAAUAGAUAAAUAAUAUCACGUAGUCAAAUAUACUGUGAAGGAAACUAACCAAUAACAGGGCAAAUUUAGGUGUAAAGUCAAGAACUGUUUUUCUGAGGAGGCAUUUGAUCAGAGAGGUGAAUUGUAAGGGCUUAGGCCAUUUGAGUAUACAGUUGACCCUUGAACAACACAGAUUUGAACGGUGUGGGUUCACUUAUUUGUGGAUUUUCUUUCGCCUCUGCCACCCCGAGACAGCAAAAACAACCUCUCACCUUCCUCCUCUUUCUCAGCCUACUCAACAUGAAGAUGAUGAGGAUGAAGACCUUUGUGAUGAACUACUUCCACUUAAUGAAUAAUAAAUAUAUUUUCUCUGA